This is a messenger RNA of Helianthus annuus (common sunflower), 1138 nucleotides long. Its product is annotated as peroxidase N1. Gene Ontology annotation, biological process: hydrogen peroxide catabolic process; response to oxidative stress. Gene Ontology annotation, molecular function: peroxidase activity; heme binding. Gene Ontology annotation, cellular component: plasmodesma; plant-type cell wall. Bases 59 to 1054 code for a protein of 331 amino acids. Lineage: Eukaryota; Viridiplantae; Streptophyta; Magnoliopsida; Asterales; Asteraceae. The record is from RefSeq and is a predicted model, not a curated record. The transcript has 3 exons.
AAUACAUAACUUAACCUCAAAGAAAAAAAUAAUCUUUGACACACAAUCACAUCUAGUAAUGGGGUUUUCUUCCCUAAACAAAACAGUUGCCUUGUUGGUUCUUCUCUUAGCCACAUUUACAACCUUGUCACUAGGCCAAGGCAAUCGUGGUGGUGGAGGAGGCACUCAAGUUGGCUUCUACAGCUCAACCUGCCCUCGCGUGGAGUCCAUAGUCCGGUCAGCAGUUGAGUCUGCGGUCCAAGCCAACCCAACAAUCGCACCUGGUUUAUUAAGAAUGUUCUUCCAUGACUGCUUUAUCAAUGGUUGUGAUGCAUCUAUACUAAUUGACGGACCCACAACCGAGAAGUCAGCAGGCCCAAACUCUCUCUUGAGAGGCUUUGAAGUUAUUGAUGCUGCAAAGUCCCAGCUCGAAACCACCUGCCCUGGAGUGGUCUCAUGUGCUGAUAUUGUUGCCCUAGCUGCCCGAGAUUCUGUAGUCCUGACCGGUGGACAUAGUUGGCAGGUACGAUUAGGACGUAGAGAUGGAUUGGUUUCACAAGCAUCGGAUACUGCAAACUUACCUGCCUUUAAUGACCCUAUUGGUGUCCAAAUCAGUAAAUUUGCUGAUAAAGGCCUCAACACCCAAGAUCUUGUUACACUUGUGGGUGGACACACAAUUGGAACAGCAGCCUGUUCAUUAUUCAGCUACAGGUUAUACAACUUCAACAAUACCAAUGGACCCGACCCUGAUAUAAACCCAGCAUUCCUACCACUGCUCCGAGCACUUUGCCCCAAUGGUGGUGAUGGGUCAAGGCGUGUGGCCCUUGAUACAAGUAGCGAAAAUAGUUUCGGCAGUUCAUUCUAUGAAAACUUGAGGAAUGGGCGUGGAGUUAUUGAGUCCGAUGCAAAACUAUGGAGCGACCAGAGGACUCAGAGGUAUGUACAAGGGUUCCUGGGACAAUCUGGAUCCAGAUUCAACGCGGAGUUUGGAAGAGCAAUGGUAAAGAUGGGUAACAUUGAGGUGAAAACAGGGAGACAAGGUGAAAUUCGUAGGGUUUGUACCGCAACAAAUUGAUAAGAAUGUGAGUUUAACACAAUUUAGAAGUUGUUAAUUGAAAAUGAAUUUGCAAAAUAUUCAUUGAGAAUUUUAUAGUUUGGU